This is a messenger RNA of Radiomyces spectabilis, 3090 nucleotides long. RefSeq lists its product as uncharacterized. The record is from RefSeq and is a predicted model, not a curated record. Lineage: Eukaryota; Fungi; Mucoromycota; Mucoromycetes; Mucorales; Radiomycetaceae. The coding region runs from base 94 to 3060 and encodes 988 amino acids. The transcript is spliced from 12 exons.
GUGUUUUCUUCCUUCUAUCCUCACAUCUCCUAUCUGUUUUUCCUUUGUUUUAUAUUUUUUGGAUCAUUUCUUUUUUUUUAAUAUUUCUUUGGAAUGGAGAGAAAACCGUCCACGGUGCGUCGACGGAGUAGAGAAGCGUCCUUGUCAAACACCAUCCGUGAACGUGCACCGUCCAAAUCGAACAAUAAUUAUGACCAGCAUGAUGAUACCAGCUCUCAAAAGUCUUCUGCUACCCAACACUUGACCGAAAAGGAGCCAAAACAAAAGAAAAAGUCAUUCAGCGAACGCUUUAAAGCGUCUUUACCUACCUUUACCCAAUGCUGCAAGACGCUCAAAGCAACGAUCGCCUUGUUCAUAGCCGUCGUCAUGGCAUUGGAUUAUCACACACGAGCAGUUAUUGGACCAGCUGUUCUAUUGACGGCGAUUGUGACGAUUUUUUAUUUUCCUGUGCGUCCCAUCGGUAUGGAAAUCGAGGCCGUGCUUUUUGGUACUUUUGGUGCGCUUGUGGGAGCUGCAUGGUGUUUCUUAGGUUCGUUUUUGGCGAAUCUUGCGCGUGAUCCUGCCGAUCCAAGUCCUAUUCAAGCACCGAGCAGCGUCAUCCUAGCCGUAUUUCUGUUUUUGGGAAUCUUUGCUGUCAAUUACGUUCGCAUGCGCAUGCCUAAAGCCAACUUUGCUUGCGUUCACGCGUGUAUCUUGAUGAUUUUCAGCUUUACACAAGCAUCGGUAGAAUCUGGGUUCAACCCAGAGGCGGUGUGGGCAUUUCUGCGGCCAAUAGCGUUAGCAGGUGCAUUAGCGUUAUCAGUCAACAUCUUUCUGUGGCCCGAUGACAGUGUGUCCAAUUACAUGGCGGUUCUACGACGUACACUUUUAGGAUACGAUACCUUUUUCAAGGAACAUUCGGACGCAUUUCUGUCCCUCGAACCCACUUCCAUCACGCUUUCAUUGCCUUCACUUCAUGCCUGCCUACAGGGUAGUGUGCUCGUUCUCAUCGACUGCAAACGUGCUGUGCAACGAGACGUUUUAUACUCCUACAUGUCCAGUAAAGAUAUCAGCGACUUGACCAAGCUUGUGAAACACAUGCGAAACCCGUUACACGGCAUUGGAUUGAGCGUUAUUCAAAAAAAGGCUUAUCUGGAUAUUAAAGAACCAUCACCAUACUUGAUGCAAGGCAAAGAAGAAGAUCAAGAUGCGUUCUUGGAGGUCUUGGGUGAUAUUAAGCCGGUUUGCCAAGAACUAUCGGAUGCUGCUCAAGCUGCCCUGACGGAGUGUAUUGAUCGACUGGACAAGUAUUCGCGGAGUCCACGAAGUAACCUCAACAGUCUUCUUUGGCCAUUUCCACGCAUCUUUUUCCCGAGAAAGGAGAAGAAUGAAGAUAAAGAAAGGGAGAAAGGGACGACCACGAACGCCUUGAAGAGAUUGCGAGCUGCUUUGGAUCGAUUCAACGCUUUACCAUCGAGUGCAUUCAAACGAUUUUGCGGAGUGGAACAUGAUGAAAAUAUACCCAGCUAUGGACCUCUGUAUCUGUUGUUUCUUUACCAGUUCAAUUUAAAGGAGCACGCACUGCAAGUAAAGUCAUUGCUUAAAUUCAUGGAACAGACAGACCAAAAACGACAACAUCGACGUAUCUGGUUUCCACGGAUGAGUGUAAAAAAGUGGUUCCGUUCAAAUGAUGUGGAUCCGAAUCUGGGCGGUGACAACGACGAUUACGGACAGCAAGGCAUGGGAGGAACCGAUCUGACGCUUGUACGCACAUUAACCCGCAACAAUACCGACCUCGAAGAUCAUCGGCAUUCCAUGCAUCCCAUUGUCGGCGGAAAAUAUUAUAAGCGAGAUCCGGACGUGGAUCCACCGGUGACGCCCGUGGAACGGUUCUUUUAUGGCUUGCAUCUUGUGUGUGCAUGGUUUAUGGAAACCAAUACUUUCUUUGCAUUCAAAACAGCGGUGGCCGUUGUCUUGUUUGCCAUUCCUGCCUUUUACGCCCCGAGUGCUUCAUGGUUCUUCAACUGGAGAGGUCAAUGGGCCAUGAUUACCAUGGUUCUGUGGAUGUUUCCCAUGACAGGCAUGUUUUUCUUUGCUAUCAUGAUGCGUGUGGCUGGUACCAUUCUCGGUGGUGUGUUGGGAAUCGUUGUCUGGGAAAUUUCUCGUGGCAAUCCCUACGGUUUGGCCGUGGUGUUAUUUAUUUUCAUACUCCCCUUGUACUAUGCUUUCUUCUUUAUCGCACCCUUGAGGGUGUUGGCACUGAUGGCCAAAGUCACAAUGCUACUGGUGUGCAUUUAUGAAUACAAUUACGUAGUGGACCAACUGCCAAAUCAUGAUGAGGUGUAUACCGUUGCUGGCAAGCGUAUGCUGCUUGUCAUUAUUGGUGUGGCUGCAUCUGCCAUUCUAUCCAUGAUUCCUUUCCCUGUGAUUGGGCGUGUAGAGCUACGAAAGCGAUUGGCCCGUACGCUGCGUGAUAUUGGGCAACUGUAUACGGUAUUGGUAGCCCACAUGGUACGAAAACAGCCUGCCACGGAAGAUGAAAGAAGAGCUUUCCGGAAGUUGGCACUGGAUAUUCGACGACAAAUUUCGGAUGAGCGCAAUUUUUUACAGCAUGCAUCAUUUGAACCUCCGUUGAGAGGCAGGUUUCCAGCUGCCAGUUAUGCCGUACUUGUAGAGAAAGUGGACAACAUGGCCGAUCUGGUCCAUAACAUGGGUUUUGCUGCAAGGACAAUCGAUCCGAGCUGGCAACGAAAGAUUGCUUCUGUAUUGACGCGAGAACGAAAAGAUUAUCUGGCUUCCAUUGUGACUACCAUCAAGCUGGUCUCUUCAACAAUGACAGCGAAAGCGUCUCUGCCACCCUACAUGAUCUCACCGCAAGAAGCUCGACAACGGUACAUUAAAGUACUGGAAGAAAGAAUCGAGAUUGGAGCUGAUGAAAUUGGCAAUCCAACCUUCCCUAGUUACAGUACCUUUAUUGUAAAUAGCUCUACUUUUGUCAGCGAGCUACAGAUAGUGCUGGACACUGUAGAAGGUUUAGUAGGGGUGGAGGAUCCAACACGGUGGCUCCUCAUGAACGUUUAAUACUUUAUAAACUAUAGAAUCAUACAAAAG